AUGAAUGAGAUAAUUAGUACACCAUCAUAUGAUCAGUCAUUACCACAAUAUAUAUAUUCAAAGAUCUUGUAUUUUUGUUAUUUGGAUACGGCAACCAAUAAUAAUUGGAAGAGAUCAUUAUGUUUGGUGUGCAAGUCAUUCUUCAAACGUGUAAGCUCAGUGUUGGUCACUGAUAUCAGCACCAAGACACUGGCAAAUCCAGACUUUAGACAGCACUACAACAAUCAUCUCUCGCCUCUAAAGACAUUCACAAGUCUAUUAUGUGGUAUUAAUCGUCUGACUGACCUGCUCAAUAUCGAUCCCCAGCUCAUUGCCGAUCUCUUUGCACAACAAACCAUCACUAAACUUAUUCUCCGUCGUUUGGGCAAUGUCAACAACAACAACAACAACAACAACAAUAGUGUCUCAGACCAAGAGCGCGAGAGUACACUUGCUACAUUGUUUAGUGGACUCACUAAUGGACCCUUGGAGAAGAUCUAUCUGGAUCUACCCAACAAUGAUGUCCCCGACUACUUGAGCGUGAUGAGAGGCUUUACAUUCCAGUAUCUCUCCAUUUUGAGCAUAAUAUUCUCACAAGAUAUACAUGGACAUGAUACGAUACUCUCGCUCUUGGAAUCGGUCGCACCAACCAUGCGCAAGAUCCAAUUUAUCUCAAGAGAUGAUGAGAGUGCUACAAUAACAUUGGAGCCAUCACAUCGCCUUAUGACCACCAAUUUCUUUGAACAAUUGUUUGGACACCUGUCAAAGAGUCGUCUGAGAUCGCUACACAUAAGAUCACUCUAUGUUGGAGACUUACAACCAUUCCUGCGCGGACUCUCAUUGAUGAAGCAUCUGACCACGCUCAAAAUACCUUUGCCAAGCAACUUCUACCAGUUGCCAGAGAUACGUGAGUUCCAUGCGGGACUCCUCGAGUUCAUAAAGUCGAGCAACAUAUCAAUCAUGAGCAUACCAUUCUCGAUCGAAUCCACCAUGCUCAAAGCCCUCUCUGACAAUCCAAACAUAACAACACUGCGAGUGAUGCUCGGAGGCAGUGCCAAGCUCUCGGACAGAUUGCAGCGACUAACACUUCGUGAAGAUAUAACACCAUCAGUGUUCAGCUCAUUGAUGUCGAUGAAUCCCGCUACCAAUAUAGUGCGUCUCAUCCUGCUGAACCAUCGACGCUACAUCACCAAAGACAACUUUGAUCAGUUCCUCAGCUUCGUCAAGUCCAACAAGAACCUGACCAGACUGUAUCUCUGCGACUACCUAUACCUGAGCGACAAACAAAAGGAGACGAUCAUUCCGUUGUUGAUCCGGGACACAAGGAUACAGACACUAAUGAUAAGCCUAUCCGAUGACAUGAUGCCCACCAACUAUAUCCAAGAGAAAUACAGACGCACAAAGAAAGAGUUUGAAUACUUGCAAUUCCUGCUCAAUCAACUUGUGCUCUACCCUCAGUCUACGGUGGACGGGCUAUACCUGGAUGUCACCAACUCCAAGGCACUCCAGAAGCACAUGGUCGCCAAGCAAGUGGACACUGGCGAUUUCAAAGUAUCACAAAGUUUAGGAUGGAUACUCCACUUUAUCAGGAUAAAAUAG
This is a messenger RNA of Acytostelium subglobosum LB1, 1578 nucleotides long. RefSeq lists its product as hypothetical. The transcript has a single exon. Bases 1 to 1578 code for a protein of 525 amino acids. Lineage: Eukaryota; Evosea; Eumycetozoa; Acytosteliales; Acytosteliaceae. The record is from RefSeq and is a predicted model, not a curated record.